UUCUUAAACAUGUUGUGCUCGCAAUUUUUAUUUGAUUGUAUAAAAAUUGCAGUGUCAAAAAUCAUAGAUUGACAAUAAGACAGCAACAAUCACAACGCUUGUUUAUCGACAAAACUAUUUGACCAAACGUUCAAUAGAGAAAACAAUAUUUUACUAAUAAAUUAAAUUUAAACAUGGGUGAUAAUUCAAUUUCAUCAUUAUCCUUUAAAUUGUAUGAAGAACAAGGGAAUGACGAAACUACAUUGGAUCUUUCCAGCCAAGGCUUAGCAAUUUUACCAGAAAUUGGAAACAAAACGCUAUGCGUGCUUUAUCUACAAAAUAACAAAAUUCAAGAUCUACCCGAUGAUUUCUUUGAAACUCUGCCAAAUCUUACCUGGUUCGAUAUUAGAGAUAACAGGCUUAGUAAUAUUCCAAAAUCUAUUAAAAAUCAUCAAAAUCUAAGUCAUUUACUGUUGCAGAACAAUAAUUUAACGACAUUGCCUAAUGAAUUAGGGACUGUAAUGAGUUUGAAAGUACUUCAAAUUAGUGGCAAUCCUCUGAUAUAUCCACCGAAAGAGAUUAUAAAUGCUGGCACUGGAAAAACCAUGCAAUUUCUACGCAAAAAAUUCAUCGAUGAACAAGAUUCACAAUUGCGUUUAGCGUCUUUUAGCGAUGAGAAUUCAAGUCUCAAUACGAAACUUUUAUCAGAAACUGACCUGAAGAGCUAUAAUUCAGUUUAUGAAGAGAAUUUGAAAAACCGUCAAUAUCUCUCAGUAUUGUUAAGUGAAAAGGACGUAACCGAGUCAGAAAUAGAGUUUUAUAGUAAAAAUAAAGGGAAAUGUCCAAAGUUAGCAACCAGUAGAAAAAAGGUGACGCCAUGCCAUACUCAAAGUUCAAAAUAUCUCAAACCUGUGUACGCACGUAGCAAAGAAAAACAGGAUGUCAAAAUCACGCAAACCUUUUUAAGAGAAAUGGCGUUGAAAAAACAAAAAGACUUGAUGGCACAUAAAGAUAAGAUCCUGCAGGGCAGAAAAAACGUGGAAUUGUUGAAGAACUUUCGUAAAACAUAUAGAACUAAUCAAUUGUCUAUGGGACGGGGAAAUACACAUUAUAAGCGAACCGCGAACGACUAUCCUUACGAUACUAAUCCAGAAUACAUGACUCUUUUGACUAGAGACGAUAUAGAAAAGGAUUUACCGGAUAAAUAUAAAAAGAGAUUGUGGCGAAGACCCAAACCUACUGUACCACGGAAGAAAAACGGCGACGUACAUUUAGCGAUGAAGAUUAAAAAGUUGUUUGAAACUUUGGAAGCUAUAGAUUUAAAUAAACGGGAAAUGACACCGAGGACAGAACAGAAAAUAAUCUUAAACGAGAUCCACAAGAUAACGGAAAUAAAACAAAAAUUGAUGGAGCUGUCUUUGAACAAUUCAAAAUCAGUAGAUGCUGAUAAGCUUCCCAACUAGACGAUAUUCUAAAAACGUAAUAUAUUUAUUAAAUAAAAUAAUUAGAAAAACAUCAAUAAUUUUAGUCAUAAACAAUUCUUCAAUAAAUUUUAAUAUGUCAAACGUUUGUGUGAUAUGUUUCGUCUAUAGUUUUUGUUAUUUAUUUUACUAGU
Papilio polytes (common Mormon) is the source of this 1594-nucleotide messenger RNA. Its product is annotated as leucine-rich repeat protein SHOC-2-like. NCBI's taxonomy places the organism in Eukaryota, Metazoa, Arthropoda, Insecta, Lepidoptera, Papilionidae. Gene Ontology annotation, molecular function: protein binding. The record is from RefSeq and is a predicted model, not a curated record. The coding region runs from base 174 to 1442 and encodes 422 amino acids. The transcript is spliced from 4 exons.